This is a messenger RNA of Paramecium tetraurelia, 915 nucleotides long. RefSeq lists its product as uncharacterized. The record is from RefSeq and is a predicted model, not a curated record. NCBI's taxonomy places the organism in Eukaryota, Ciliophora, Oligohymenophorea, Peniculida, Parameciidae. The transcript has 3 exons.
AUGCAAAUUAAUUGUUUGUUUUGUGAAAAGCAAAGAACGGAUGGCAAAAUCAAUUUCCCAUUUCUUCUUAAAACUGCUCUAUAUUUGAAGUAUAAUUAGAAUGAUGACCAACCAAUCGAUGAUGUGAUAAAGCAUUCUCAUAAGAAAUGGGUGAUUGACUUUUUUGAGAAAGCCUAAGAAAUCAAAGAUGAAGCAUUUGUCAGAAGCUAUUAUUAAUCAAAUCAAAUAGGAUCUAAAUUGGUAGAUUUAACCGAAUAUUAUAAAUAUCGAUUGGAUACUCCUCAUUUUUUUAUGCUUCCCCUAUCUAAAGCCAUAAACUAAUACAAUAAAAUUCGAAAAGAAUACCAUUACACUCAAAUCAAGUAUCAAUUAGGAAUGCUAGUUCACACUAAGAAUAAUUAGAAUGAUCUACCUUUUGUAAAAAUGCUGAAGAUGGGUGAAACUAAAUAGGAAGAUUCAGUUUCUAAGUCUCUAAUAUCGUUGUUAAACAAAAUUAAGCCAACUCAAAUUAAAGCUAAAUAGAUUAAAUAAGCAAAAGUAUAUACACAACAAUCAAGUUUAUCAACUACUAAGUUAAAUUAUUAACCGCUGAUUAAAAAAAGUGAGUUAGUGAGUAGAAAAUUAAAGGCUAUCUUAAAUGAAAAUGGUCAUUCUCCAGUAAAAUAGAACAAUUAAUAUAAAAAAAUUUAAUCAAAAUCUCAAUCAAAUGUGCAUCUAAAUACUUAAAUUAGCAUGUAUAAUUAUAAAAAACUGAGUGUGCAAUAGAGUAUGCAAAUGCUUAUGCCUACAAAGAGUGUACAACAAAGCAAAUUAGGAUCAUAAGCUGAUAUAAUUUCGAGCAUUUAUUUAUCAAAAAAUAGCAUUAAUCUCAAAAGUCGAUAAUAAAAAAAGUUAAGAAAUAUGUUUUAGAAAUGA